Folsomia candida is the source of this 4497-nucleotide messenger RNA. RefSeq lists its product as uncharacterized. Bases 2259 to 3092 code for a protein of 277 amino acids. The transcript has 5 exons. Lineage: Eukaryota; Metazoa; Arthropoda; Collembola; Entomobryomorpha; Isotomidae. The record is from RefSeq and is a predicted model, not a curated record.
UUUACUUACAAUUUUUAUCUUUCAGUCGUCCCGUCACAUCACAUGUGCUUUGUGCGAAUCUCUGUGCGAAUGUGGAGAAGAUGUAAAUCUUUACGCAAUUUUCUACCAUCGUUCUACAAAUAUUUGCCAAUCUUACAGAAACAAAAGUUAAAGUUAGCAAAUACUCGAGCUUGUUAAUAUCUCGUAAAGUUUUGUGGAGUUACUAAAUAUUAAAUACGAAUUAUUUGGUUAUUGUAUGCACUCAAUUUUUGCAAAGCGUGCAAAAUUGAAAACUUUGGGAUACAAAGUUACAUCGCAAAUAUGUGGAAUUAUUAAACACAAAUUAUUUCGGCUAAAGCGUGCAAAAAAUUAUUCGGUUAUUGUAAACCCUCCAUUUUUCUCAAAGCGUACAAAAUUGAAAACUUGGAAAUAUGUACAAAUAUUCGAGCUUGUUAAUAACUCGUUACGUUUUGUGAAGUUAUUAAACGCAAAUUAUUUCGACAAAAGCGUGCAAAAUUGAAAACUUGGAGAGGAAGAAGGACAAAGAAGAAAAAAGACCUCGUCAACUCAACCAAGAAAUCCUUUGAACUUGAGGCAUCAUCACCAUCUCAUCGCCCCGAGAAAGAAAGAAAGAAAGCGAGAAAUAAUUACCUUUCCCCCGACCAAAUCCCCCACGGUUCGUACUUCGUGUGCCUCCAACUUGACUUUAUCAGUCAGUCGGUCUACAACGUGAGGCGAGUUGCGUUGCGUCCUGGCUGGAUUUGGUGGUGGUGGUGAGAGUGAAAGUGUGAGAGUGAAAGCAAACUGGAAGAAAUCAAUACUCUCCCUGCUUUCUCUCUACAUCGUCAUUUAUAUAAAUCCCAUCAACUCAACUACUAUUCAACUACUCCAUCGAAUCGACUCUACGUACGUACAUAAGAUAUUUUAUGCAGUCGGCUGCACACCACCGUCGCCGUCAAACGUGCUCCACUUUCUCCGUCUCGUCUACUUUCUCUUCUCCAGUUUUAAAGUAGGCUUUCUCUUCUCGUGUCGUGUGUGGAGUGAAAUUCCCAGUUUUUUGUUACUCCAGCAGGAUUUCUGAAUAUUGAAAACAUUGGAUUUCUGAAUAUCGAAAAUAUUGACAGAAAAGAAGCAGUCCAGUUUUAAACUAGUUUUCGUUCGUGGAGUGAAAUUCUCAGUUUUUUUCUUAUUUUACUCAAGUACUUGAACUAAGUUGAAGGAUUUCUGAAUAUCGAACAAAAUAUUGACACAAGUGAAAACCAGGGCGUGCUGAUAUUUAUUUAAUAAAAAAGUGUUUUUCUGGAAAUUCAUAUUUGUUUCCGGAAUGAACAAAUAAAAGGGAAAUACAUAGCUCUCUCUCUGGCAGGAUCUUCUAUUUCGACACAAAUAGGAGCGAAAUCUGUACCGAUUUCGAUUUGAAGGAAUUGUGGUCUGGUUUUGGUUUCCCUUGUUGACUCAGAACUCAAGAGUUUCUUCUUGGUAAUGAUGAUUGGAGUGGUUGUGCUUCCUCCUCGUUCGUAGCAAAUUUAGUGCAAUUUUAGCCAGAAGAGGAGAAAGUAUAUGGACCUUCGCAGAUCACCUAAAACAGAAUCUCAUUCAUCUUCAAGCAGCUUAAAACUAAGCAGGAAAAUUACUCAAAGAGCCAAUUUUCACACAACCAAAGUGAUCAACAGUUGUGUUGUUUUUGUUAAUAAUCCUCGUAAGUAGGUUUCUUGGAAGAACAAGACCAAGAACAAGAACACGGAAACUUUUGGGACAAAAGAACACAAACUUAGGAGGGGAGCUUGCGAGCUCCCCUCCUUAGUUCAGUAGAAAGAAAGUGAAACUUGUCAGAAACUGAGUUUCUUUCUUCUCAAAUUCCUCAAUUUUGUUUUUGCUCUCGCAAAAAAGUAAUCACUGUUCUACUCAAGGACUUUAAGAUAGAAAACUUUACCAUAAUUUCUGAACAAAAAAGUGUGAAUAAAAUUUCCAUAAAUUUUUUUUUAAAAAGUGUCAAAUUUACGUACAUAAAAAAUCAUACAUAAUUCCACCUCAGUAUUUUACGUGUUCCCCCGAAAAGUGGAAAUAAUUACAUAGAUAAAACUUUAAAGUGUGUCUAACGUUUCAGUAAAACUAAAAAUAAACACGUGUCAAAUUUACAUAAAACAGAUAAAAUCAUAAUUUGGGACUACAGGCAAUUUAUAUUUUAAGUGAACUGAACGGAAAUAGAUAAUUUUUGGGGAGAUAAAUUUCCAUAAAUUUUCGAAAAGUGUUUCUCUUCUUGGGUGUGGCUGAACAGGAUGCGGAAACCGUCGUCAUUAACGUGGAGAUCAUCCUCCUCCCAGAAGUUAACUUUGUUCCUGGUGGGAAUAGCGGUGGUGACCAUGUUGUCCGUGCCAAUCGGGGUGAACGGUCUGCAAUGCUACGAGUGCCUUUCCCUGUACUGCAAUUCGCUUGCGGUGUGCGAAUCUGUAAAGAGAACGAUGCUCUCCGUGUUCGUGCCGAAGGGUCACAUCAUCCAUUUCAAUCCCUUGGACCCCUGUCCGGAGGGGGAGGACCCGGCAAAUUCCACAAAAUGGGAAGAAAUCAGCCGAGAAUGCCAAAGAUCCGACUCGGUCUGUAUCGUCUCCCCGAUCGAGAUAAUCUCCAUCAUCGACGGGUCCAAAAACGGUAAAAAACUUGAAUCCGAAACUUCUCUGACGACCACGGGCUACGUUCGGGGGUGCGCCUCGAGAAGAAAAUUGCAAGAAAAUGACCCCACCAUCCGCGUCCAUGUCAACCUCUUGUCGUCCUCGGGAAGUAAAAAUAAGAAUCGCUCGGCGUCGGCGUCAACGCCAUCGUCGUCGUCAUCCUCGUCAUCGUCGUACGGCCAACCUUCUCAAGACCUCGAGAUGGAGGAGGACUUAUCAAAACUCAGCUUUAAUGAUGGUUAUCAAAUUAAGCGGGUCCAUUCGCAUGAAUUUUUUAUCGAUCAGGGGACAGCAAAUGCGACCAAGUGUUUUGAAGAUAAGUGUAACACGAAGGUGAGGGCGAGAUCGGGGUCGUCGCCAAGAUUGCGACUUAGUUUUGGCGUCAGUGUCCUCCUUCUUAUCAGUGGUGCGACGUUAAGUAGUAAAUUAUUGUUUGAUCUGUAGCUGUAAUGCAAUACAAGUAAUUAAUUUAAGAAGUUAAUUAAUACAGUAAUUAAGUAUUUAAGAGGAAAAGUUAUCCAUGAUAAGCAACAACUUCAAGAACAACCUAUUCUGUAAGUGAACCAUGAACCGCCGUAUGUAAUACGUUUAAUUAAGUAAAUUAUUUAAUUAAUUACUGAAAUGGUUAAAUAUUUAGACGCUAGUACAUAAGUUAUCAAUACUUACAGAUAAGCAACUACAUACUUAUCGUCUUCGUGAACCUGUUAAGUUUAGGGAUGAAGAGACACUAAUAAGUUAUCAAUAUUUACAGAUAAGCAAUUAUUCAUGCAACUAUGUGUUAAGUUAUGUAUGUGUAUUAACUAUGAACCCGUGAUGAUGAUGUUUAGACGCUUAGUUAUCCAUAUUUACAGUCUUACAGAUAAGUAAGUACUACUUAUCAUCCUCGUUAAACUUAAGCUACAUACGCAUACAUAAUAACUACCUAUGAACCCAUGACUAUGUAUGAUAAGCAGCAAAGUAUUUUAAAAUAUUGUGCAUUUUUUCGGAAAUUUAUGUAUUCUAAUUUCUGCUCAAUCCUACGUCCUACCUUUUACGUGUACAGACAUACAUAUUCGAAUAAGUACGACUUGCUAGUUUCCCUUACUGCGAAAAAUUCCUGAGAAAAAGUCAGACGGAAUCGGACACCUUUCUUUUUUGGAGGUGUUCCAACAACCCGGACCAAGUUACCCGGGUGAACCAGGAUGGAGCGUAUGUCUUAUGAUGACAUUUAUUUGACUCUGUCAACCCGGAAUUUCUGACAUAAUCAAUUGUUCCAAAUUAGAUAAAUGUCACAUUUAUUCGCCACGUGUUUCAGGCCAACUGCACGAAAAUAUGUUACGCAAUGGGAGAAGAUGAACCCAUCUACCUAAAGAAGUACAGACAUUUAAUUUACGAGUGGGUGGGAGACAGUGGUGCUGUGGAACAUUAAAGACAGUGGCCGCGGAAGCUGUGGGGACAUGUGGGGACGUUAACAUUGGACGGGUUUAUAUAAGAUGGGGAGAUGAUGCGGACAUCAGAUAAUCGUAGGGACAUUGUCCCUCUGUCCAAACCCACGCUUCCGCGGCCACUGCAUUAAAGCAAGUUAUACUUGUGUAAGUAAUCAGUGGCUGCGGAAGCCGUGGGGACAUCGGGGUACAUUGUCAUUUGUAGGAUAAUGGAGGGAUGGGUUUAUAUAAGAUGGGCAGAUGAUGGGGACAUCGAACAACCGUGGGGACAUUGUCCCUCUGUCCCACACACGCUUCCGCGGCCACUGAUUAAAGAUACGUAUAUAUAAAAAAGUGAGUAAGUAGUCCAUUGUCCAGGAAUCAUAAAAAGAGAGAACCGAAAAGAAAUAAUAAAGACAUAUAAAAUGCUUUGGGAUCACUCUGGA